Penicillium malachiteum is the source of this 942-nucleotide messenger RNA. RefSeq lists its product as uncharacterized. Bases 1 to 942 code for a protein of 313 amino acids. The record is from RefSeq and is a predicted model, not a curated record. NCBI's taxonomy places the organism in Eukaryota, Fungi, Ascomycota, Eurotiomycetes, Eurotiales, Aspergillaceae. The transcript has a single exon.
AUGGCCACCUCAGAAGCGGCAACAGGUCCAGCAAGCCUGAGAGAAUAUUACAUGUAUCGUGCUCUUCUGGCACGUGGAAAACGCUUCCAGAAAUGGAUGGACGGACCUGAUACUGGUGAAACGGGCGUUUGUCCAUUCCAACCACCAACAGCGAACAUCAGUCUCACCCAGCUGGAAAAGAAUGACCUGGGGGACUGUGAAGAGGCUAUGGAGUACGAAGAGUACCUAUUGGAUCAAUUAAGACAGCCUAUGCAAGAGUUCCGCAAAGAGUACUUUGACUCUCGCUUAAAUGAUACGGUGACCUUUUGGCAAGGCCUGAUCGGCAAAGGUAUUCUUGUCAUUGAGUCAGUAUUUCGAGAACAUGGACCUUUCAUGUCCCAGAUAUCGCAGCGGGCUUACGAGAAAUACUAUGAGAUUAAAACCCUGAGACAUGUGAUGGUCCUCAACAUCGUCAACAUAGAAACACAGCAUUUAAUACUGUACACUCUAGGUUUGAAAAAGGAAUCGCAUCCACGAGCGUGCUAUGAACAUGGAACCUCAGCAUAUCAAGCUUUGAUCGGCACUGAAAUCGGGCGCAUUGUGGUUGCUCUUAUUUUGUCGGCUUUCCCCCGUGGAACAGUCCGGAUUUCCCGAAUAUUCAUAUCGAAUGUUGAUGGUAUGCCGCAGAUGCGGCUUGAUAUCGAGCGAACCUUAGCUCCAGCCAUUAGAAAGUCACUUGCUGAGAAUGGUCUUUCCGAGAAAGACUUGGAGACAGGGUCUGAGUUGAGUGAUCUCCCUGAGGAUCUUUCUGAAGAAGAAUCAAACACAAACAAAAACAAGGGGAAGCAGAAGGCGGGUGGGAAGUCGAAGAGCUAUAAGGCCAAGGUAACAACUACAGGUCCUAAUGUGAAAACACGAUCCAUGACUCGGAAGGAGAAGGAAGCUGCUCAAAAGAAGAUUUAG